Messenger RNA from Dothidotthia symphoricarpi CBS 119687, 1490 nucleotides. Its product is annotated as ferrochelatase mitochondrial precursor. Bases 35 to 1315 code for a protein of 426 amino acids. Gene Ontology annotation, biological process: heme biosynthetic process. Gene Ontology annotation, molecular function: protoporphyrin ferrochelatase activity. Lineage: Eukaryota; Fungi; Ascomycota; Dothideomycetes; Pleosporales; Dothidotthiaceae. The transcript is spliced from 2 exons. The record is from RefSeq and is a predicted model, not a curated record.
UUCCUGUUUCCUUCUUUACACACAUACACUCACAAUGGCACUCCGCACGCCACUGACGUUUGCUGCAAAGCGUAUAACAUCGACAGCCCCCACCACGGCCAUACUCUCGUCAUAUAGUUCGCAAAGGAGAAGAGGCAAUGCCACAGUCGCCCCAGCGGCAACAGGUGCUGCUGGUAGUAAGGGCCCAACGGCUAUUAUGUUCAUGAACAUGGGAGGACCGUCCACAACGGACGAAGUUCAUGGCUUCUUGAGCGCGCUAUUUGCCGACAAAGACCUCAUCCCACUUGGUCCUCUACAAAAUUACAUUGGCCCUUACAUCGCGCGGAGACGAACGCCGAAGAUUCAGAAGCAGUACGCUGAGAUUGGUGGCGGAUCACCCAUCCGAAAAUGGUCCGAAUACCAAGCAUCCGAAAUGUGCAAGAUCCUCGACAAGACAUCUCCCGAGACGGCGCCGCAUAAACCUUACGUCGCCUUCCGCUACGCAAACCCACUGACUGAGGAUACAUACAAGCAGAUGCUAGCAGAUGGGUUUGGUGGAGGAAAUGGUGGCAGAGCCGUCGCAUUCACACAGUACCCCCAGUACUCGUGCUCCACAACUGGGUCAUCACUCAAUGAGUUGUGGAAGUGGCAGACCAGACUAGAAGGCAAGCGAGCAGGCGAAGAUGUUGACCCAGAAGGUGCCAUCAAAUGGAGUGUAAUUGACCGAUGGCCCGCCCAUUCUGGACUUGUCGAGGCUUUUGCGCAGAACAUCGAGAAGAAGCUGGCCGAGUACCCACCCGAGCGAAGAGACAAUGUCAUCCUGCUGUUCUCCGCGCACAGUCUUCCCAUGACGGUUGUCAACCGUGGCGACCCCUACCCCGCUGAAGUCGCAGCAACCGUCUACGCUGUCAUGCAGCGCCUGCAGAUGAAGUACAAGUACCGCCUCGUCUGGCAAUCGCAAGUCGGACCACAGCCCUGGCUUGGGGCGCAAACCUCGGACACAGUCAAGAACUUGAUGAAGAAGGGUCAGACAGACAUGGUGCUCAUUCCAAUUGCUUUUACGAGCGACCACAUCGAGACGUUGUACGAGCUGGACAAGGAAGUAAUUGGCGAGGACGCGGAGGGUCACGAAGGUGUGAAGCGCGUGGACAGCCUAAACGACAGCCCAGUCUUCAUCCAAGCCCUUGCAGAUCUUGCGAAGACGCAUCUUGAGAGCGGAGUGGCAUGUAGCCCACAGAUGAGUCUACGAUGCCCGGGGUGCACGAGCGAGAGGUGUUUGGCGCAGAAAGAGUUCUUCGCCGGACAGGCGAAGCACCUGCCUACUAUCGGGGCGUGAUGCGGGGGAGAAGUAGGGGAUGUAUAUCAUGUAUAUCUAAUGUAUGCCAGCAUAAUGAAAUGUACACUGAGCUUGGACCCUUGGAUGUCGAACUUGACUUGGAACCAAUUUCUCCAGCAGUCUUUGCAACCGUUCUAUUUGGUGAGAUGCAGGGUGAAUAGCUGCAGGUUGUGUG